Messenger RNA from Macrosteles quadrilineatus (aster leafhopper), 4174 nucleotides. RefSeq names its product zinc finger protein ZFP2-like. The coding region runs from base 138 to 2177 and encodes 679 amino acids. Lineage: Eukaryota; Metazoa; Arthropoda; Insecta; Hemiptera; Cicadellidae. The transcript has 5 exons. The record is from RefSeq and is a predicted model, not a curated record. Gene Ontology annotation, biological process: regulation of transcription by RNA polymerase II. Gene Ontology annotation, cellular component: nucleus; chromosome. Gene Ontology annotation, molecular function: chromatin insulator sequence binding; zinc ion binding.
UUUAUACAAAUGUAUUAAAACCAUAUAGCCUAAACAAUUUUUAAAAUAACACAAAACACAGUAAGGUAUGGCCUUGUUAGGCCUUCUUCGAAUAAAACUAGGAAAUACAACUAAUUAGAACCCAACAUAACUUAAACAUGUCAGUCAACAUGGAUUACAGUCCAAACUUAUUAUGCCGCUUGUGUUUAUUGGAUGGCAGUGGUAAUGUGUCAAUAUUUUCCAAUUACAACGACAGCAGAUCUGGGUUCUUGGCUCAUAAAAUUAUGCAAAUAGCUAAUGUACAGAUGUAUGAGGGUGAUGGCUUACCCCCCUUAAUAUGUCGAUCGUGUUUGAGCAAAGUCGAAGCAUUCUUUCAGUUUAAAGUUCAAGUAGAAAAGUCUGAUUUCUACUUGAGACAACAAGUUUGCUCUUUUCAGGGAGAUGUUUUGACAUCUACGACUGUAGACAAAACUUCAGAAAAUGUUAAAAAUGAGCCUCUUUCAGCCAUCAAGAAUGGUGUAUAUCUCUCUGACAGCUCUUGGACUGACGGUGUGCAAAGUUUUCCUGGCCUUCCAAGCUGUGAAACGCUGACUAGUGAACCAGUAUCUGUGGACCCUCCACCAGAAGUUAAUGUUGUUUUAUCUGAAGAACCACAUCCAACCUUUGUCAAUUUGACAGAGGAAACCAGCCAGGAAGAUAAAGCUCUUUUAGAUUUGACUCAACAAGAAGGGAAAUGCCAAAAGGAAUCAAGUAGAAUAUCAGUAAACUACACAGAAAACACAGAAGAGCUUACAGAGAAAGAUGUUCCUGACAAGCCAAAUUACUUGAAUACUGUUUUUCAUGUGAAUAGUUUCUUUAGUAGGACUGAUGGCUUGGCUCUUGGUAAUCAAAAUGAAAAGGACAAUGAGCUUUUUAAUUUGGAUAAAAAAGAGAGUGAAGGUAUAGAAAAUAAUAAUAGUUGUGCAGAAGAAACAAACAUUGAUGAAAACUAUGAAAAUGAAGAAAACAAGGAGGAUGAAGAAAUUGGUGAUGAUUGUGAUAAUGUGGAUUCAUUUAAGUCUGAUGAAACACCUUCAGGGUCAAAAAAUGAGAAAAUUACCUACUGUGAGCAAUGUGACAAACAUUUUGAUAAACCUAUUAGCUUAAAGAAACAUCAGUCAGUGCAUCCUAAAGAGUCAUUCAAUUGUACGUUUUGUAAUAAAUCUUUCAAACAUAGUUGGAAUUUUCAGUCCCACAUAAGAUCACAUACAGGAGAGCGUCCAUUCGUGUGUUCCAUCUGUUCCAAAACUUUUACAGACAAAAGUGCCCUCAACGCUCAUACGAGAAUAGCUCAUUUUACAGAGAAAACUCACAAAUGCACAUUCUGUGGUAAAGCUUUCAAGCUGAAGAAACAGUUAGAUAGACACGAACGAAUACACACGGGACAUCAAUAUCACCGAUGCGAAAUUUGUGGCAAGUUGUUCACUCAGAAAAGUAAUCUCAUGAAACAUUCAGUGCUACACUCAGGAGAAAAACCUUAUGUCUGUCCAGUCUGUGAAAAGCCAUUUGCUCAAAAGGACAAUUUAAACAUUCACAUCAUUCGGCACCACUCGCAGCAGACCCCAGUGAUUUGUGAUGUUUGUGGUAAGGUAUUUAAAAACAAGAUGACCUUAGUGGGUCACAAAAAAAGCAAACAUUCGGAAAACAUUAAGCAGAUUAUUUGUGAAGUUUGUGGAAAGUUCUUCCCAGACAGGAGCUGCCUGAACUCCCAUAAAUGGGUCCACAACUCUGGGGUGCCGGUGCAGUGUGACAUUUGUGGGAAAAGUUACCCUCACGGUAGAGCGCUCAGGGUUCACAAGCGAAUCGUACAUGCAGAAGUAAGAAAAUACUGCUGCGAUGUUUGUGGGAUCGGCUUUAAAACCAGUCAGACGUUGAAGCAUCACAAAGUGGUCCACACGGGGGAGCGUGCCUUUAGUUGUGAAGAAUGUGGACGAUCGUUUGGCCAGAAAACUGCUCUGAAGACACAUCAACGAAUACAUUCUGGCGUGGAGCCGUACUCGUGUCCGCGUUGCGGUGAAUCUUUCAAGUGGAAACAAACUUGUGACAAACAUAUUCUCAAGUGUACCGGUAAGCCUCGUCAAGCGGUCAUAGACUAUCGCAUGAUUACUGAAGAUUAUGAAUCUGUUGCAAGGUUAAACGACCUUACUCCUGAUACAUGAUUGCCAAUCAAAUAUUUAUAUCUCCUAAAAUGUACACAGCUACCUGAAGACGAACUAUUUAUAUAUUGCAGGACAGUAUGAUUUUUCAAGGCUCUUUAAUUUUGAUAAGCAAGUUUAAAGGGGGAGUUCAUGAAAAAAAAUGUGUAUAACGAUAUUUUUACAUAUUUUGGUUUGAGGUUAAAUUCCAAAUAUAAAAUUUAAGACCGUACAAUUUGUAUUAACCUUGGAAAAAAUCAUUUAAGUCAAUAAUGCAUGGAAAUUUUUUCUAUCAUAUAAUUCAUUGGAUCAUUUUGUUUUGAGUAUUUUAGUAAUACAAUCUGACUAAAACUUAGUUGUUUCAUCUACCUAAAGCCUAUUUAAUUCAUAUAGUAUAACCUUUAUGCUAACAUAUAUUGGUCUCUUAUAUUGACUGCCUAUUUAUUUUGGAAGAGCCGGGGCCCAACAGCUGCUUUCAGAUAAAGGCCCAACAGCUGACUCUGUGGAUUCCCAAAAUUUGUAUCUUUUACCCAAGUACAAUAUAGCCCCGCUUCUAGAAGAGAUAGAGGGAUGAUUUUUGGUUUAUUUUGUUCAGCUUGUUCAAUUCUAUGAUCUGUAGGAUAGGCUUGAAGGAAAACCUAACAAAACAUAUUUUUAAUACUAAUUUUGUUGUUAAUUUUCUACAAAAAUCCUAAUUAAAACAUUAAAAAUUGUGUAGAACCAUUAAUUGUUGUAUUCAAACCAAACCCAUCCUACAGAUCACAGAGCAUACUUUAAGAAACACUUAGAAACAAAAAGUUAUAAAUGAUCUUUUAUAGGUUUUAAUCUAGUAAACCCAUGUAAAACGUGAAAAAUCACCCCCUCCACCACAGGGGGUGAAAAAAUUCCAACCCAUUUUUUUGUUUCUAUGGUAAUAUUCAGAAAUAGUUUCAAUAUUUUUGGCUUAUAAUUAAAGAUUUUUAAUUUUUUCAUGAACUCCUCCCUUAAAAGGCUCUUACAACAAUGAAAUGUUUGUGAAGAAUACUGACAAUAUUGUAUACACCAUUAAAAACUAGGAAAUUUAAUUUUUACAUUUCUUGAAUCUCAAAUAAUCUCUUGCACUCUUGAAACAUGAUAUUUUAAAUCAUCUUAGUUUCAAUUUAAUUCUCUGUCCGCGCCUUGACAAUAAUUGUAAUAAGUUGAAUGUCAUGUAUAUACUAAGAGCCUAUCUCUACUCUAUACUAUUUGCAAUUUAUUGUUAACUUUGCCUGAUUAAAGUUAUUAUCUUCUAACAUACAAAUUCUAAUUUAGCUUUAAACGGUAUGACUUGGUUGUUUUUUAAUACAUUAUUUUUAAUUUAUUUUUUCUACUUAAUUUUCAUGUUUUACUUUUUUGAAAGGGAACGGUCCAAACCCUCUUUUAUUAGAUAUGAUUAACUGACGGUUGUCAUAUUUUAAACUUAGAGGACAAAAUUUGACUGAAUGCGUUGUUUUUGACUGGACAAAAUACGGCCUAAAACUAGGCAAUACAACCAAAAUAAGUUGCAUUAGCAUUAGUUAAUAGAAUUUGUUAUGUUAAGUAGUUUUUACAAUAUUGUUAAAAAAACGUAGUGUGGUGUUUAAACUGCUAAUUUCAAAGUUCUAUUCAAUAGCUUUAAACAAUUACAGUCUAGUAUUAUUUUGCAUCACAUUAGUAUAUUAUAGUUUUAUCCAAGAUUCUUUUUUAGAUUCUUUAUUAUAUAAUCAGUAUUAUAUGUGUUAAUUAUUUUUUACCAUGUAUUUUGAUAAUUUUGUCUUUUUCAUGUUACAAAUACAGGGUGAUUCACAAUCAGAUGCAUUGACUUAGGAAGCAAACGAGAGUCUUUGUCUUUUAAUCGUAAGUUUAAAAUGUUUUUAUUUUGUUACUACUAUUAUAUCUGUUACAAUGAACCUAACUGAUAACUCCCGUUAGUUUAUUAGCCUUGAAUGAUAACUUAUUAUAAUUCUAAACGUUUUGAAAUGAGCAGAUCUCAAUGUAAAAAAAAAAAAAAUAUGAAAGAUUUA